ACAAAAUCAUGUUUCCCGGCGUCCCAGUUUUUUCCGUUUGCAUUGCACUUAGUGUGAUGAUUUUUUGUCAUGCGGAGACGCUGAAUUUGUUUGGAAACUUGGAGGCUAUUUAUGAACAGGCAGAAAAUGCACUCUCAACUUUACAAGAAUCACUUUUGCAACUUGAAACCAAUGGCACUCUAAACACAUCCCCUGAUGUGAUUUAUCCAACUUCCUGUCUGACUUCUGGGGAUCUUGAAAAUGGCUUGCACACCCUGAAAGUUCCAGGCUUGAGUCCCUUUCAAGUGUAUUGCGAAAAUCAGUUGGCUGGACCCGGUUGGAUUGUAAUUCAAAAGAGGUUCAGUGGAAAUCUGAGCUUCUUUCGCAAUUGGAAGGAGUACAAGAACGGAUUCGGCAAUCUAAUGGACGAGUACUUCCUCGGCCUCGAAAAGAUUCGUGCCUUGACUGCCCUGGAGCCGCAUGAGUUGUAUGUACACCUGGAGGAUUUCGAUGAUACAAUUAAGCAUGCGAAAUUCGAUGAAUUUGCCAUUGGAAACGAAGAUGACGACUACGCCAUGAAUACACUGGGAAAAUAUUCGGGCACUGCGGGAGAUUCCCUCCGCUCACACCGCAAAAUGAAGUUCUCCACAUAUGAUCGGGAUAACGAUCAUGAGUUUAAUAAGAACUGUGCAUUUUACUAUCUGGGAGGAUGGUGGUACAACGCAUGUCUGGACAGCAACCUUAAUGGUCAGUAUAUGCCGGGUGGGAAAUACGAGGAGAGCUUGUUCGCCAGAGGAAUGUGCUGGCGAUCUUGGCGUGGCCACAACUACGGAUACAGGGUAACCCAAAUGAUGAUAAGACCCAAGUGCCGAAUGAUACCAGUGACUCAGCGGUGAAUUUGGGCAAGGCGGUUUCACGAAUAUUGUUAUUAUUAUUAGCUGUUCACUCCCUGUUGGUUUCAAUGGCUUCGAGAACGUGAAAACAAUUUGUUAUGUACUUGAUUAAUAUGCAAAGGUUGUUCCAUUGAAUCAUCGCAUUCUCGCCGAGCACAUUAAUCAGAAUCUCAAUUAGAACUGCGAAAUAUACUGUAAUUCUC
Messenger RNA from Drosophila melanogaster (fruit fly), 1075 nucleotides. RefSeq lists its product as uncharacterized. The transcript has 4 exons. Lineage: Eukaryota; Metazoa; Arthropoda; Insecta; Diptera; Drosophilidae. Bases 9 to 875 code for a protein of 288 amino acids. The record is from RefSeq and is marked reviewed.